Saimiri boliviensis boliviensis (Bolivian squirrel monkey) is the source of this 951-nucleotide messenger RNA. The record is from RefSeq and is a predicted model, not a curated record. NCBI's taxonomy places the organism in Eukaryota, Metazoa, Chordata, Mammalia, Primates, Cebidae.
AUGAGGAUCUGCCGCCAGGCGGGGCUGGUGAAGAAAUCCAAGGCUGUGCUGGAUUACCACGAUGACAACUUCGCCAUCGUCUUUGCAGCCAUUGGGGUGAACAUGGAGACAGCCAGGUUCUUCAAGUCUGACUUUGAGCAGAAUGGAACCAUGAGGAAAGCCUGCCUCUUCCUGAACUUGGCCAAUGACUCCACGAUUGAGCGGAUCAUCACCCCGCGCCUGGCACUCACCACUGCUGAAUUCCUCGCCUACCAGUGUGAGAAGCAUGUGCUGGUCAUGCUGACGGACAUGAGUUCUUAUGCAGAGGCCUUGCGGGAGGUCUCUGGUGCUGGAGAGCAGGUGCCUGGGCGCCGAUGCUUUCCUGGAUAUAUGUACACAGACCUGGCCACCAUCUACGAGAGGGCGGGCCGCGUGGAGGGUCGGGGCGGAUCCAUCACGCAAAUCCCCAUCCUCACCAUGCCCAACAACGGUAUCACCCACCCCAUCCCAGAUUUGACGGGCUUCAUCACAGAGGGACAGAUCUACGUGGACAGACAGCUUCAUAAAAGACAGGUCUACCCUCCCAUCAACGUGCUCCCUUCACUGUCUCGGCUGAUGAAGUCAGCCAUUCGGGAGGGCAUGACAAGAAAGGACCAUGGAGAGGUCUCCAACCAGCUGUUCGCCUGCUAUGCCAUCGGGAAGGGCGUGCAGGCCAUGAAGGCAGUGGUUGGGGAGGAGGCGCUCACCUCCGAGGACCUGCUCUACCUGAAAUUCCUGCAGAAGUUUGAGAAGAACUUCAUCAACCAGGGCCCCGACGAGAACCGCUCGGUGUUCGAGUCGCUGGACCUGGGCUGGAAGCUGCUGCGCAUCUUCCCCAAGGAGAUGAUGAAGCGCAUCCCGCAGGCGGUGAUUGAUGAGUUCUGCUCUCGGGAGGGGGCGCCGCAGGACCCCGCGCCGGACACUGCGCUCUAG